Messenger RNA from Psammomys obesus (fat sand rat), 1407 nucleotides. It is a transcript of the gene Edar, whose product is annotated as ectodysplasin A receptor. The coding region runs from base 61 to 1407 and encodes 448 amino acids. Gene Ontology annotation, molecular function: signaling receptor activity. The record is from RefSeq and is a predicted model, not a curated record. The transcript has 12 exons. Gene Ontology annotation, biological process: positive regulation of canonical NF-kappaB signal transduction; positive regulation of JNK cascade. Lineage: Eukaryota; Metazoa; Chordata; Mammalia; Rodentia; Muridae. Gene Ontology annotation, cellular component: plasma membrane.
CCCAUCCUCUGCGGCGAGAAGCUGACUUCACUCAGGCACCAGGUGCGCUUCCAAGAGAUCAUGGCCCACAUGGGGGACUGCAAGUGGAUGUCCUGGCUCCCGGUGCUGGUGGUGUCUCUGAUGUGCUCAGCCAAGGCAGAGGACUCCAACUGUGGUGAGAAUGAAUACCACAAUCAAACAACCGGGCUGUGUCACCAGUGUCCUCCCUGCAGGCCGGGCGAGGAGCCCUACAUGUCCUGUGGCUAUGGCACCAAAGAUGAGGACUAUGGCUGUGUGCCCUGCCCUGCAGAGAAGUUCUCCAAAGGAGGCUACCAGAUAUGCAGGCGCCACAAAGACUGCGAGGGCUUCUUCCGGGCCACCGUGCUGACACCAGGGGACAUGGAGAACGACGCUGAGUGUGGCCCGUGUCUCCCUGGCUACUACAUGCUGGAGAACAGACCCAGGAACAUCUACGGCAUGGUCUGCUACUCGUGCCUCCUGGCACCUCCCAACACCAAGGAAUGUGUGGGAGCCACUUCCGGGGUUUCUGCUCACUCCUCCAGCACUUCUGGUGGCAGCACCUCGUCCCCCUUCCAGCAUGCUCACAAAGAGCUCUCAAGCCAAGGACACCUGGCCACCGCCUUGAUUAUUGCCAUGUCUACCAUCUUUAUCAUGGCCAUUGCCAUCGUCCUCAUCAUCAUGUUCUACAUCAUGAAGACUAAGCCUUCAGCUCCAGCCUGCUGUACCAGUCCCCCAGGAAAGAAGGCAGAAACCCCAGUUAGCACACAUGAGGAGAAGAAGGAGGCCCCAGACAGUGUGGUGACUUUCCCUGAGAAUGGUGAAUUCCAGAAGUUGACAGCAACACCCACAAAGACGCCCAAGAGUGAGAACGAUGCCUCCUCUGAGAACGAGCAGUUGCUGAGUCGCAGUGUGGACAGUGAUGAGGAGCCAGCCCCGGACAAGCAGGGGUCCCCGGAGCUAUGCCUGCUGUCACUGGUUCACCUGGCCAGGGAGAAGUCUGCAGCCAGUACCAAGUCUGCUGGGAUCCAAAGCCGAAGGAAAAAGAUCUUGGAUGUGUAUGCCAACGUGUGUGGUGUCGUUGAAGGCCUCAGCCCCACAGAGCUGCCGUUUGACUGCCUUGAGAAGACAAGCCGAAUGCUCAGCUCCACUUACAACUCUGAGAAAGCGGUCGUGAAAACAUGGCGCCACCUUGCCGAGAGCUUUGGACUGAAGAGGGAUGAGAUUGGGGGUAUGACCGACGGCAUGCAGCUCUUUGACCGAAUCAGCACCGCGGGCUACAGCAUCCCAGAGCUGCUCACCAAGCUGGUGCAGAUAGAGCGGCUGGACGCUGUGGAGUCCUUGUGUGCAGACAUACUGGAGUGGGCCGGGGUUGUGCCACCUGCCUCCCCACCCCAAGCUGCAUCCUGA